AUGGCUACCAACACUGUUCCCUCGGAGAUCAUAGAAAGAGAGCGAAAAAAAUUACUUGAAAUCCUCCAUCAAGAUCCUGAUUCUAUCUUAGACACAUUGAUGUCUCGGAGACUGAUUUCUGAGAAGGAGUACGAAACUCUGGAUAAAGUUACAGAUCCCCUGAAGAAAAGUCGCAAGCUGCUCAUUUUGGUACAGAGAAAGGGAGAGGUGAGCUGUCAGCAUUUUCUCAAGUGUUUCCUUACUACUUUUCCAGAGUCAGCUGCCACUUGUAACUUAAGUUUAAAGCAUGAAAUUUUAAAACAUGAGACUACAGAACCUUUUCAAUCUACGGGUAUGGGCAAAAAUUCAGAAGAUGCAUUUUUCUAUGAGACGAAACAGCCUGAGAACCAUGAGGUCACAGUGUCCUUCCAAGAGAAAAGACAAUUGGAUUUGGAAACCUCUGAGUAUUUGGGAGACAAGAAAAUUAGUGAUAGGGAAACUGCUUUGUCCUCAAAGGAGGAUGAGAAGGAAUAUGACACAGCCAAAGACACAUUCUCACAUGCAAUUGAGGAUGUUAACUAUGAAGUGCCAUCAACUGUUGCAUAUUUAAGGGAUGGGCAGAGAUAUGAGGAAUCAGAUGAUUCUUUAUACCUGGGGGAAGAAGAAUAUCUAGGGUCUGUUGAAUACCCUGAAAAUGCAGAAACCACAGACAAAGAAGAGUGCUAUGACCACCUAGAGCAUGUUGAAUAUGAUGGUGAAGAGGACUCUGAGUAUUCAGAAAUCCCAGAGUUCUCUGGAAACGAGCAGAAUUAUGAGGACUCACAGACCCACAUGAUAUUGGAAGAAGAGGAGGAGAAGAGUAUCGAAGAAAGAAAAAAAGUGUUUAAAGACGUCCUGUCAUACCUGAACUUGAAUAGGAGCAGAAAGCUUCUGCCAGAUCUUGUGAAACAAUUCUCCUUAAACCAUGAAUAUAAGUGGACACCUGAGAAUCCUGGAGAUUUAGUUUGGGAUUUCCUGAUGAAAGUUCAAGCACUAGAUGUGACAGCCAGAGAUUCAAUUGUCAGGCACAGGGUUCUGAGUGAGGACUGCGAGGGGGAAUUGCUGACUGAAAUGGAAAAUUUGGAACUUAGAGACAUCCAGUCCAUUAAUCCCCUUGAUGUUCUUUGUGCCACCAUGCUGUGUUCACAUAGCUCUUUGCAAUGUGAACUCAUGUCAAAUAUGUAUCUAUGCCAUUUUGCUCUUCCCCUGCUACUGCCAGAUGCAGAAAACAACAGAAGCAUCUUAAUGCUGGGGGCCAUGAAGGACAUUGUGAAACAGCAGUCAGUCCAGCGUUCAGGGGGUCCUGCCAAGGACACAGAAGACUUCCUGGCUCACAUCAAGAUGCCUGUCAUCUCUUUUGUUCGUUUACAGUCCUGUAGUUUCUCCAAAACCAGAAUCCUCAACAAACUCCUUAACACUGCCCAAAUGAGAUCACACAAAAUCUUCCUUCACCAGGAUUCACCUGUUUUGGUGCCUCCUCGGCAAAUCUCUGAUGGCCUGGUUGAGAUAACUUGGUGUUUUCCUGAUGGUGAUAGUCUGAAGGAAAACUCUAGUUUUAUCCAGAAGUCCAUUGCUGUGGCCAACCUUCGUGGAGACCUAGAAAGUUUUUGGACACAGUUUGGUUUUUUGAUGGAAGUUUCUUCAGCUGUGUUUUUUUUCAGUGACUACCUAGGUGAGAAGGAAUGGAAUCUGCUAAGGUUCUUAGGAAAAGGUACCAUUGAAAGAUGCUACUUUGUCCUCAGUCCCCAGGCCAGGGAGAAUGAAGAGGCCCAUAUUUUUCAGAGGAUCUUAGAGUUGAAGCCAUCACAGAUACUGUUUUUAGAGGGGGAGGAAGCUGAGGAUGAAGGGAAGGACAUGGGGUGCCUUCAAGUGGCCCUCCAGGAGGUGAUGUGCUCUGAACCCAGAUACGUGUCUGUGGAGGACAUGGCUUUCCUGGCCAGGGAAUUGGGGAUCCAAGUAGACCAAGACUAUGAGGACACUCAAGGAAUUCAAGUUUCUCCUGGGGAAAACAUGACUGGAACAGCUGAAAGUGAGAGAAAACAAAGACAUAGUCAACCAAAAUCCCCAGCUCAAAUGCCUACAAGAGAACCUGGAGCUAUAUGUCAGAAUCCUCAGAACAUCUACUCCGUCCCAGGAUUCAUGCCUCCUCCACAAAUCUCCUCACCGUUACUACCCAGAAUUGGAGGUAACUUUAACCAGGCUUCCUUGAGACCCCCCUGGCUUAUGGGCUCCCACUUUUGGUUAGAGCAGAGAUGUAAGUGGGUCCGUCCUUUGGUCUUUCAUAAUACAAGGGCCCAUAGUCAAGGUAAAGGAUUUGGUCUACAAUACUUCCAGCCCCAAAGAUUUUAUUCAGGUGAAAGGUUCAUGAAGUUUUCAACAACUGGAAUGUUUGAGAGGCAACCAAGACCUAUUUUUAAGCAUAUACAAGCCUGGCCUGAAAGACCAAAACCAAUGGGAGCUUUUGGCUCACAGCUACCAGGAGGCGUUAGAAAGCCACAUCCAGGGCCACCCCGUGCUCGGGGAACACGGCAAUCUGCAGCAACUGGAAACCACAUGAGAACAACAUCCUGUAUAAAAGAUCCGCAUCACCAAGCCUUUCAACCAACAGGAACCCCACAAAAGUCCAUAAGAUCUGUUUCUCAGCAAAGAUCCCAGGAUAGGACACAGAGAAGGCCUUCGGAUCCAGCUUUCCAAACAAAAUCCCAUCCCAUGUCCACUAACUUUCAGCCCAAAUCUAGUCAACCCAAGUACUCCCAGCCUAAACCCUCUCAACAUGCAUAUUCUCAAUCUAAUCCCACUCAAUCAAAGACCUCUCAACCUAAAGACCCCCAGUCCAAACCCACUCAGUCCCAGGCCUCUCAACAUAAAGCCCCCCAGUCCUUACCCUCUCAGCCUAAGUGUACCCAAUUUAAGUCCCAUCAGCCCAGACCAUCUCAGCCUAAGGCAUCCCAGGCCAGGUCUUCACAGGCCAAGGUAUGCCACUCAAGAGUAAGUUCCAGAAAGUGA
Molecule: messenger RNA, 3024 nt
Organism: Chrysochloris asiatica (Cape golden mole)
Lineage: Eukaryota; Metazoa; Chordata; Mammalia; Afrosoricida; Chrysochloridae
Gene: CARD6
Product: caspase recruitment domain family, member 6
Exons: 3
Coding region: 1-3024 (1007 amino acids)
Biological process (GO): regulation of apoptotic process
Source: RefSeq, a predicted model, not a curated record